This is a messenger RNA of Eufriesea mexicana, 1876 nucleotides long. Its product is annotated as zinc finger protein 3 homolog. The coding region runs from base 1 to 1815 and encodes 604 amino acids. Lineage: Eukaryota; Metazoa; Arthropoda; Insecta; Hymenoptera; Apidae. Gene Ontology annotation, cellular component: nucleus. Gene Ontology annotation, molecular function: DNA-binding transcription factor activity, RNA polymerase II-specific; RNA polymerase II cis-regulatory region sequence-specific DNA binding; zinc ion binding. Gene Ontology annotation, biological process: regulation of transcription by RNA polymerase II. The transcript is spliced from 5 exons. The record is from RefSeq and is a predicted model, not a curated record.
AUGGAAUCUGAAAAUUCUGUUAUGUUAGAAUCAUGUGGAGAGCAUUCAAUUUUAAUUCAAACUGUAAAAAAUAUGGUUAAUGAAAAUACACGUACGGAAUUAGAAAGUGAGGAAGAAGGAUUUUUUGUAGUAACAGAUGUUCAGGAUGAACAACAAAAUGUAAUAGAAGUAUCAAAUGAAGAAUCAACAGUAACACAGUUAGAUGAACAAUUUUCUUGGUCUAAUUUAUGCAGAGUAUGUGCUAAUACCAAUGAUCAUUUAAUUCCAAUAUUUGAAGGAGAAGGUUUACAACAUGACUUAUGUAAUAAGAUACAUAGAUAUCUACCCAUAUGUAUAUCUGAAAGUGAUACACUACCAUUACAGUUAUGUUACCAUUGUGCUGCUACCUUAUUAGCAUGGCAUGAACUAUUAGAAGGAUGUUUGAAUGCAGAAAGAAGAUUAUUAGAGAUUCAAGAUACAUUACAAGAAAAACAGGGUUCUGAAGGACUAGAGACUUCUACACAGGAUACAACAUGUGUGUCUAACAUAACAGAAUCACUUCAUCAACAGCAAGAAACUGUAAAGGAUGAAGUUUCUGGGGAUUCAGGAGUUAAUGAUUCAGACAGGUUUGGUCUACCUCAGAAGAAAUCCUUCACGGCAUACUGCUUGUGGCAGCAAACAUUCAGUGAAACGAACUCAAAAGACAAUAUAAAAGAAAAAGUUAAUGACAAUGUGGAUAGCGUUAAUUCAUUUGAUAGUUAUUAUGAUACAAGUUUAAAUAUGAUAGAAAUGAUGAAAGCAAUGUUACCUUCUGUGAAAAAAAUAAAUAGCUCAUCAAAUAAUCAAUAUACAUGUAAAGAUUGUCAACAAACUUUUAUAAAAGAAAGUUACUUUACGCAACAUAUGUCUGAAUGUAGAAGUAUAACUAAAAACUCCACUGAUCAAAAUAUAUUAAAUGUAAAAGAGUCCAACAAACUAGAAGAUAAUAUAAUUAUAAAAGAUGAAAAUCAGAAAAAUUUGAAAUCGUUUCAAAAAUGUAAAAGAAAUAAACUCGAAACUUAUCCAUGCAUGUAUUGUGAUUACACAGUCAAACGGAAAAAAAUGCUCGAGUUACAUUUAAUGGAAUUACAUUCGGAGUUUGUCGGAAAAAAAGAUAAAAAAUUAAGAUGUGCUGAUCGAGAAAUGGUAAUGCGUGCUAAAAUGGAAAUUGACGGAAAGGUUUAUUAUCACUGUAAUGAAUGUGGUAAAAAUCUUUAUUCGCCAUAUACGUUCUUUUGGCAUGUGCGAAUACAUACUGGGGAAAGACCAUAUACGUGUCAUCUUUGUGGCAAGCAAUUUCGUGUAUCUCAGGGGCUAGCGAGACAUUUACGAGAUACACAUGCAGGCAUCAAAAAUUUCCCGUGUGAUAUUUGCGGUCGAAUGUUUUCAACAAAACGUAGCGUAGAAGAUCAUAGACGUAUCCAUACUGGUGAACGACCAUACAUUUGUAAUAUUUGCGGGAAAUCAUUCAAGCAAAAAGCCUCUCUCUUCGUACAUAACCGGACUCACUCAGAUGUAUUUCCCUUUAAGUGUAAUUAUUGUAAUCAGAACUUUCGAACGAAACCGUCGCUGAUACUUCAUAUAACCAAGCAUACGGGUGAAAAACCACAUGCAUGUGACAUAUGCGGCCGAUGUUUUCGUAUAAAAUAUGAGUUGAAGCGUCAUCGUUUAAUUCACUUUGAUAAUAAACCGUGGAAAUGCACAGAAUGCAAUCUCUCGUUCCGUCAAAAACGCUACUUAGUUAAUCAUAAGAAAAUAAAUCACAAUACAAGCCCAUUCGUGGCUGUCAUGAAAUAAUGGAGAAAACUCUCUUUUCAGGUAUAAAUAUCGAGUCAUCGAAAGCAAUGCAAAAAGCGAG